CAUAAGCGUCCAGUUUGUUAGUUGCAAAGCAGCCGUUGGUGUUGUUGGUGCGAGCUGGGGCAAAGCUAGCAAUUCUUUUGCGUGUUCACCUUAAGCUAUAUAAAUACCGCCACUAAUUGCCGUGCAGUAUACCGGAACUAACUAAAAUUUGAGUUCAUUGACCUACCGAUUUCGAGUUAGCUUAUUUUGCAGUGCGUGAUACAAAUUUUUAUUUGAUUCCACAUAAUCAUCAAGUAAAAUAAUAUAUGUAUGUAUUAGCUGCUCAGAAUUUGCUAUCUUCUUUAUUCAUCAGUAACUACAAUUUUCUUUAAUCAAUUCGAAAAUGUGUUAUUGAUUAAAAAUUUGUAUUAACCAUUUUCAAGAUACUUUGAACUAUUUAAAUUGACUUCGUCUGCAAUGUAAGUUCUUCAAUGGACGAAAUGAAGAGAAAAUGCCAUAACAGCUAUCACGCGUGUGUGUUGAUUUUAACGUGGAUGUGUACUCUUUCUAAAGUUGUAUCACUAGAUACCGAAGGAUGUCAUCAACAGCCAAUGGGAAUGCAGUCUGGAACCAUCCCGGACUUGGCAUUAAGCAGCAGUUCCGCGUUUGACAUUCGACUCGGCCCUCAGCACGCGCGGCUGAAUAUUGAUCGGAGUGGAGGUGCCUGGUGCCCAAAGCAACAAAUAGCCGAAAACGUGAAGGAAUAUUUACAGAUUAACUUGGCCAACGUCUCUGUCAUCAACGGAAUAGCAACUCAGGGUCGAUACGGCAACGGGCGGGGCCAAGAAUACGCCGAACAGUUUAAAUUAGAAUACUGGCGACCGGAAUUGGACCUUUGGCAUACCUAUCGUCAACGAGACGGUAACGAUAUUUUUGAAGGCAACUGGGACACGACAACGGUCAUUCAUCAUGAUCUCUAUCCACCAAUUAUCACAAAAAGCCUUCGAGUCAUCCCUUAUGGAGUCCAUCCAAGAACUGUGUGCAUGCGGACGGAACUUUACGGAUGCAUUUGGAAUGCAGAAAAUGUAUCAACCACUUACUCGACUCCGGGGAGAGCUUCAGUGAGAGAUUCCGUAAUUGUGGAAGAUAAGAGUUACGAUGGCUUUAAAGACCACAGCCAAUUGACUCGGUCUGGGGGCUUGUGGAUGUUAACGGACGGCGAAUACGGACUGACAAAUUUCAAAGUGAACUCGAUCAGCCUAGAAGGGCAAGGAUGGGUGGGAUGGAAAACUCACGAUUCAAUCAAGGAGAAACCGAUCGAACUAGUGUUCAACUUUGGAGCUAUUCGGAAUUUUUCGGCUGUCCACAUCCACACAGGAAAUCAGUUUGCGAAACAUGUUCAAGUCUUCUCUAAAGCCAGUUUGAGAUUCAGUAGCAGUGGGCUGAGGUUCAGUCAGCAAUACAUUAAUUACUUCUAUAUGGAAGAUUUGGCAUUGGAAAACCCUCGUAAUGUCACCAUUCGGAUCCCACACCUGUGCGCUGCAUUCGUGAAAAUCCAAUUGUGGUUUGCUGCUCCGUGGAUAAUGAUAAGCGAAGUUACCUUUGACUCAAAUGUUAUUGAGGAGCAUAAAUUAAAAAACAUGAUGCUGGUUGAUGUUGCAGCCAGUGAACAAAACGAGGAUGUGUUGCUGCAAAAUGAAUCAAGACCACCUUCGGAAUCGACAAUUUUAAAUACAGCUUCAUUCCGUGGCUACUUUGAAGCCAUUGUGGGAGCUUUAUCGGCUGCCAUGCUUCUACUCAUAACAGCGAUUGUUAUUAUCAUUGUUAUGUCACAUCGCAAAAAAACUGUGCAAGAAAACCUAGUGGCAUUCAACGUUCCGUUUGAUAUCGACACUUUGAACGGAAAGGAAUCUGUUAUGGGAUUUAGUAGCACUACCGAAAAGACGAAUACUAUUUCCAAAUUUCAGUACGUUCUGCCGGUGAAUGAAAAAAAGGAUCUUAUCUUAGAAUAUGCAGUGUCAUCACCAACGAAAUCAUGGACCGCAACUCAGCCAAUUCGGGUUCAGCAACAAUACAAUACUUUGCAUAAUCAUAUUCCUACCACACGCCGUGAUAAGGCUUCGAGUUUCAAUAGCUACGUCAACCCCUGUGUAGCCACAAUUCCCAACAAAGGAAUAUUAGACGGAAAGUCUGGGCGGAUGGCGACGAGGUCGUCGGAUGUGAGCAGCAUCGCUUGGAACAUCAAACCUCAGUCUCACCGAUUUGCUGUCGAUAAUCUUCCAGAGGCUCACGUUCCUGAAAUCCCCAAACAAUCCCUGAAAUCGUUAGAAUGGCUUGGGUCAUCUGCCGACGGAGAAGCCCACAUAUGCCAUGUGGAGAAAAGCGGUGGCGGAAAUGUUCUCAUCCAGAAACCUGUGAUGGUGCGCUGGGGUGCCGUCAAAGAAAUGGAUCACUUCAUGGACGAGAUCAGGCUGUUGUCUUCCAUCGACCAUCCAAACAUCUGUUUUCUACUUGCAUACAGUUACUCAGCGGGAAUGGGUUACGCAAUUUUCGAAUGUCCCAUAUACGGAGAUCUCAACAGUUAUUUAAAGCAUCUACCUCUAAUAAGCAACAAGAGCGUAUUCAAACUAUCUUGUCAAAUAGCACGGGCUGUGAAAUACCUUGAAGAGAAAGGAAUGGUGCACAAGGAUCUUGCCACAAGGAAUUGCUUAGUGGGUCCCGACUUGCAAAUUAAAAUAUGUGAUUUGGCUAUCAUUUGCGCCGCAUUCAAGGACGAUUACGGCGAAGUUCGUGGACGAAAAUCUCUUCCCAUCCGCUGGAUUGCGUGGGAAACCAUCGUAAUGGACAAAUUCACUUACAGCAGCUCUGUCUGGAUGUUAGCUGUAACGGUGUGGGAAAUUUCCACAGUGGCGAAAGAGAAGCCGUACGGUUCCAUGAAUGAUACGCAAGUGAUUUUGAACGCCGAUCACUUUUUUUAUGCAGACGGCAAGCAGGUGAUUUUGCCCAAACCAAAAGGACGGCCUUGCCAGCUUUACAAAUGGAUGGCGAUGUGUUGGUCCCGAGACGAAGCAAAACGACCUUCUUUAAACGAAUCAGUCACUUUUCUGGAUCAAUUAACAAAAGAUUAUUAAGUACGUGCACCUUUUUAUUCGUUAUUUAUAGGACCAGAUUAUGAAUAUUCUGUCAGCUUCUGUUUUGAUACUAAAUAGAGCUAAGACUAAUGCUAAUUUACUCCACAUAAAUCUGUUAGCCAUUC
Molecule: messenger RNA, 3175 nt
Organism: Daphnia pulicaria
Lineage: Eukaryota; Metazoa; Arthropoda; Branchiopoda; Diplostraca; Daphniidae
Product: discoidin domain-containing receptor tyrosine kinase B-like
Exons: 20
Coding region: 411-3050 (879 amino acids)
Biological process (GO): multicellular organism development; cell surface receptor protein tyrosine kinase signaling pathway; positive regulation of kinase activity
Cellular component (GO): signaling receptor complex
Molecular function (GO): ATP binding; protein tyrosine kinase collagen receptor activity; collagen binding
Source: RefSeq, a predicted model, not a curated record